This is a messenger RNA of Gongylonema pulchrum, 312 nucleotides long. Lineage: Eukaryota; Metazoa; Nematoda; Chromadorea; Rhabditida; Gongylonematidae. The record is from the annotation of a GenBank genome assembly.
AUGCAAAACAGUGCCUAUGGAUAUGCACGACUCGACCGGGAGAAAGGAGAUGGGCUGCUUCGCAUAAAUAGCGCCGGUGCUAGCGAUGGAGCACAGUGUGUAGCAAUGGUUACGCGAGCUGGUGACGCGAAGCACCUACACGUGAACAUCGAUCCUGGCGAGCUGCCUGGCAUGACCUAUAGCAAAGACGUUGGUCCUUCCACUUGCUAUGAAGACCCGGCUCCUCGGUUCCUCAUCAUGCGUUGGAAAACAGUGUCCUGGGCAGUGGCGUAUGCAUGCGAACAAGUCCCGGGGCUUCUUUGUGCCCAAUAG